Molecule: messenger RNA, 2259 nt
Organism: Mollisia scopiformis
Lineage: Eukaryota; Fungi; Ascomycota; Leotiomycetes; Helotiales; Mollisiaceae
Exons: 1
Coding region: 222-2153 (643 amino acids)
Source: RefSeq, a predicted model, not a curated record
GGUGUCUGCUAUGGCUUGGUUGCACUCCCCUACACUUUAUCCGCAAUGGUUGUUGAGUACUUUAUUCUAAUAUUUAUCAAAUCUUCCAAUUUCUGCAGUUUUGCUCUUCUUGUGGAACUCUAGCUCCACUUCUCGUUCUCGCUAUUUUCUCAGGUUCUCACUCAAGUCCUUCUCAGUCCAGCAUUUUCAGACUUCCUUCAGCGCCGGAGCAUCAGGAGAAGAUGGCUUCGGGGCUUCAUUUUCCAAACUCCCAUCUCGAAGGGUGGUUCACAAAAACAAUUCCCCUGAUCGCUCUGCUCAUCACGACGACUGUUAGCACGGCCCUUCUCUACCUCAACUUAACUCGUUGGAACUUUCAACAUGUAGCAUGGACAUCGGUACCCAGUUUCAUGGCCGGUAUCAUCCAAGUAGUGGUCGAAAUCUUGGCUGCUGUGCAGAUAUUUGCUUUGCUCACCCUCGUCAAUUUCGCAACACGAAUAGCCCUGUGCAGGUCGAAUUCAACACUGGAUGUUCUGAAAUACAGAGCCGCAAUAUGUCUGGGACGCAUAGAUCUGUCACUCCCAUGGCUGAGUAUGACAUUGGUUAUACUUGUCUACGGCCUCAUGAAAGUCCCAGCUUUUCUUUGGGCCAAUUCUCUCGCGCUAUCUCCCAGCGUGAGAACUGGCAGCAAUAACCUUUAUGUUCCCAUUCUUGGUGCCGACAACUUUAUUCACAACUUUAAUGGCGACGAACUUAAACAUUGCUGGAGGUCCCCUGCCUCUUUUCCGAAUCAGGGCCUUUUCCUUAUGGCCGGGCCGUACAGCAGCUGCCCUGGCCGCGAUUUCGUUGAUGGCCUCCUCGAAGCAGCGUCUACUGUGUCUCUCGCGAACGCCGAUUAUCUUCCUCGAAUCGAUGUCGACGGGGCUUUCUACUCUGGAAGGUCUUAUGGCGUGGGUGCAGCUGUUGGCCAUUCCGAUACCCAACAAUCUCAAAAUUGGGGUGAUAGUGUCCUGGCCAGUUAUACGUAUCAAGAUCUUGGCUUCAACACGGAAGUCCUAUGCAAUUACAACUCGUCACUGACUUCUGCGGACUGGUCGUUAUGGCAGCUCCAAGCUGAAAAUAAAAACGAAGGCAUUCCCGCCAUCUUUGAAGCAAAGGGUCAGCUUCCAGACGGCAGCAACAUCAACAGUACUUCUUUCUAUACUACUUGGGGCUGGUCGGUAGAUGAAACCGUAGCAUGGCAGACCACAAACUCGACAUAUAAUCCCAACUACAUUUCUACUGCCGCUGGCUUCAAUUACAAGUUCAUGAACGCCACCCAGUGCACCAUAAACUUUAUUCCAACGAUGUUCGAUAUUAUGGUCACGUAUCCUUCGCAAUCAAGUCCAAAUAUGGUCAUUACUGUGACUCCAAAUAGUGACGAACCUUUAGAGAACGCAGUGGAUCCUACAUGGCAUCUACAAACUUUGGUUCUGGAACAAAUUACAGCAUUGUCGAUGGUCAGCACCACUCUAUAUGGGUCUGUCUUGGGCGAGGCUUUUCUAGCCAACGCCCAGGCAUGCAGCAGCAACGCUACAAACACUGCCCAAUUUACCGACAAUAGCCUCUUACCAUGUAUGCAACAGUCAUGGGAAAGCAUCAUCGACAACCUCCUCCUCCUACUCACUGCUGCCCAAAUCGUCGAGUACAGGGAGAAUAAUGCGAAUGGCCCAUGGGACCCUGCACAAUUUCGAGAAGUAUUCGAUAGAGAGAAUGGCAUAGCAUCCCAAAUCGGGACACGGAUGUACAUUUUGCUUACCUGCGCUCUGAAUGCAAUAUGCCUUAUCAUAUGGAUCAUUGAAGCCUUCCGAUGGUCGUUUUGGAAAGAUCUACCUAAGUUCAACAUAUUGGAUCUCAAAAGUGCAGUUCUGGGAGGUGCGAUGGGGGGAGGUAGCAUUGUCGCCACGAUUCGAGAAGUUGAAAGCCCCAAAGCUCCAUGGACCGGUGCAUCGGACGACGAGAAAGUAGGCGAGAUACAGGUGCAAGUUGCUGUUAUUGACGCUGAUGAGAAUCUGAAGAGAGUGUCCUUGAAAGCAAGUUUGGGCACUGGCAAAGUGGGUACUAUCGGACGAAGACCUUGGGCUCCAUUCUCUUACGACAAGGUUUCGGGCGAGGAGUCUGUACAAUCGUUUUAAUAUAUGAGAAACUAGGAAGUGUUGUCAGCAGAAAUAAGCACUAAGAAAUAACAGUUGGAGUAUUCCUCUCAAGUAGUAGUAGGCGUUGGUAGUUCAGGAUUUGUAG